UAUAAAUUUACGCAUAAAAAACCGUUCUCCGUUUAUUAGUUAUUUUUAUCUUUCUUUCGAUUAUCAUUGCUUUAAUGUGGCUCCUACAACGUUGUCAAAACAUCAUAAUGACGUUGUGGCAGUAGAUACUUUAGAUAAAAAUGCUGCCAUUUAAAUUGCGACAAUGUUAUCGCAGCCGUUUUAAAGCUUGAAAUAGCAAUGACAACUUCUUUAUAGCAAGAUAGCUACGCAGCCAUAUAGCUGCGACAACGUUUUCAAAGCUCAAAAGAAUCUCUCAUUUUUGCUGCUAGAACGUUGUCAAAACGUCACAAUGACGUCGCAGUAGCUGCGCUAGACAAAAAUGUUGCUAUUUAAGCUACGAUAACGUUAUCGCAGCCGUUUUUAAGCUUUAUAUGUUAGUUGGGUAGUAAUAACCACGAAUAUGCACAGUAGUUGUUAAAUAAUAUCAAAUUCAACCACGAUAUUCGUGAGCGAAGUCAAAUGCAGCGCGCUUGGAACGAACGUUUCCAAAUAUAGCUACUGGUUUAAUUUAAAAGCAUACUUAAUCCUACGCAUCAUUUUCUCCCCACCAUAACUGCCGAAAUCUUUCAUUGAAAUGUCAAAGGUUAGAAUGUAAAAUUCGAAGUAGUUUACUGAACAUGAUAUAUCGACGAAUUCAGGAGUACCGCACGUCGCAACGGUUCACGUGAGAAUGCGCUCUUCCGGCAAUGUACGCAUGCGCAAGUAUGAAACGUGGACAGGAAUAUCCUAUAACCAUGCCGCAGGGUUCGAACGUUAUUAUUACGAUAAAAGCAGCAUUUUAUGCAAUUGACUUAAAUUCUAUACUAUAGUUGUCUUUGCGACCGCGCGAAAGGAUCUCGCCCAGCAUUCGAGGCAUUCCAUAAAUUUUUAGUGUGAUUUAAACUUUUACUCAACACCAUCUUCUAUCUCUUUUAAAGCGUUAAUCGAAUAUUAAACCUAAUGUACGAAAAGUGUGGUAAUAGUUCAUAAUCAUUCGUAAAGUAAGAAACCUCACAGUGUCGAGUAGCUUACGCUUUUCCGUAUUUGCGUCAGUAUUCUUGCACGAAAUGGAUGUUACCAUGAAGUAUUACAAUAUUAACCGCCUUCUUUUAUUGAGCAUCGGAUUAUGGCCGUAUCAAAAGAGCACGUCCAAUAAGAUUUACGUAGUCUUCAUGCUUAUCAUUUUCACGCAAACCUUCGCUUUGCAGAUGGCUUCAUUCCUCACAAUGGGUUUCAGCAUUCGUCUACUUUUAGAAGUUCUGUCAACUGUAUUCAUAACUAUUGUUUUCCUUUUCAAAUAUAAUACGAUUUAUCUCAAGAUGGAUAAUAUAAAGCUAUUCUUAGAACGCAUUGAGUACGAUUGGAGUACGCUAAAAGACUCGACGGAGAUUGAAAUAAUGAAGAAGCAGACUAACAUUGGGCGGUUGUACACGAAAUAUUUUACGUUGACCAUGUAUAUAAUUACCUUCUUGUUUGUCAUGACGCAUUACGUGCCAUUUAUGCUGGACAUUGUAAUACCAUUAGCUGAACCUCGACCACGAAAGAUUCUGAUAGCCAUAGAAAUGUUCAUCGACAGACACAAAUAUUUUCAUCUAAUAUUGUUAUAUAUAAUAUUGAUAAGCUCAUUCGGUAUAACUACCAUAAUAGCGGCCGAAACUCUGUUGAUGGCAUUAGUGCAACAUACGUGUGGAUUAUUAAAAGUUUCCAGUUAUCGAAUAACACGCGCUUUCGAUAACAAUUACUGUUCGGUUCUUAGACAUGGCAAAAAGUGCAUAGUUUGUAGCCGGUUGGCGAGCGCUGUGAAAAUCCACAGGAGUGCUAUCUUGUUCGCGGAUUACAUACGAGAUAGUUUUGGAAUAUCUUAUCUUAUAUUGAUGACGUUUGGAGUUGCUUCCUUAAGCAUUAAUCUAUACCGAUUAUCCAUAGUGUUUACUGUAGUGAAUGGUAUCGACAUACUUAUCAUUUUUGCAUUUAUCUGCGGGCAUUUCCUUUAUAUGUUUUGGUGCAAUUACGCUAGUCAGGAAUUAAUGAAUCACAGUGUCGAAGUUUAUCACCGGGCGUAUAAUACACAGUGGUACAUGUCUGCGGUGCACACUCAAAAAAUGUUAAUCUUGAUAUUGCACAGAAGUGCUAAACCUUCUAUCAUUGGCGUUUCUAAUUUAUUUGUGGGUUCUUUGGAAGGUUUUGGAACGCUCGUGAGUGCGUCUUUGAGUUAUUUCGCAGUGAUUUAUUCCGUUGGAUGAAAUCAAGAAUAACUAAGCACAUCAAAUAUUAUAUAUAUGUUUGCA
Harpegnathos saltator (Jerdon's jumping ant) is the source of this 2288-nucleotide messenger RNA. RefSeq names its product odorant receptor 22c-like. Gene Ontology annotation, molecular function: odorant binding; olfactory receptor activity. Gene Ontology annotation, cellular component: plasma membrane. The transcript is spliced from 9 exons. The record is from RefSeq and is a predicted model, not a curated record. NCBI's taxonomy places the organism in Eukaryota, Metazoa, Arthropoda, Insecta, Hymenoptera, Formicidae. Gene Ontology annotation, biological process: detection of chemical stimulus involved in sensory perception of smell; sensory perception of smell. The coding region runs from base 1068 to 2243 and encodes 391 amino acids.